AUGAUCAAUUCUCAGGACAAGGAGUCGAUCAAACGAGCAAUCCCCAAGGCCUCCAAUAAGAUAUUGGCGGCCGCCGUGGCGAGGCUGUACAUCGCCUAUCCGGAACCCGACCAUUGGACCCCUACGGGUCUCGCAGGCGCCAUAGUGUUAGUAGACGACCUGGUGGGCCAUACCUUCUUUUUGAAGUUGGUGGACAUUGUCUCGCACAAGGGAGUUUUAUGGGAUCAAGAGCUGUACAUCGACUUUGAAUACAACCAGGAUCGCUCGUUCUUCCACUCCUUUGAGUGCGAGGAGUGCUAUUUUGGACUGCUGUUCGAGGACAAAAGCGAGGCCACGAGUUUUUACAAGAAAGUCAAAUCUCGCGACAAGCACGGCUCCAAACAGACCGUGCAGAACAAGCACGGCGUCGAGCUUAAGAAGGAACCCACCCAGGUGAACAAGAUCGGAUUUAGAGGCGAUAUGUCUGGACUCGAGAACGAACAGAGAACGAGACGCACCAAGGGCUUUAUCUACUACGAGGACGAGCCUCCUCCAGAGUGGAGGUCUCUGUACAGAGAGCUGGAAAGCGUGGGCAUCACCGAGGAUAUGAUUGCGGAAAAUAGAGAAUUCAUCAAGAACUACAUUGCUCAGACAGGAGGUCCGCUGGUCGGCUUGGAGCCGCCAAUUCCUCGCAAAUACCAGUACAAGCUGGCCCAGAAGUCAGCAAGCGGAAGCAACAAUACAAGCACAAUAUCAAAGAAAGCUCCGCCGCCGCCUCCUCCAGCAGCCCAGAAGACAGCGUCCACGCCGGAUCUCCCCAAUAGCGAUACUCCUUCGGCCAUUCCUUCAUCCAUUUCUUCUAGACAGGAGACGCCAGCGUCAGAUCCCGAAACACCAACUCCUUCGGCAGCGGCUAAUCCUGCUCCUGCUCCUGCUCCUGCCACCACGGCAACUCACUCAAUCCCCCCUCCUAUGCACCACAACGUUCCUGCCCCUGACUACAUGCCACAUCUAGUAAAGCAACGCCAGAGCCAGGAGCCGCCACUUCCACCCGAGCCUCAGCAGCACAGAGGCUUUCCUCUGCCUCCUCCUAGGACCGGUGCGGUACCGCCACCACCGCCUCCUUCGAGAAACCCAGUGCCUCCUCCACCUCCAUCAAGGACACAACCGCAGCUCCCCCCAAGAGAGUCUCGACCAGCGCCUGUCCCGCCUCCUCCACGCAGAGGCCCUGCGCCACCUCCACCUCCUUCGAGAUCGAGACCGGUGCCUGGACCUCCUCAGAUAUCGUCUCCAAUGACCACUCACCCCGUCGCUUCGCCGCCUCCCCAACUUCCUCCUCACCACCCAAAUCCUGUGCCACCGGCCCCUUCGCUGCCUCCGUCUCAGCAGCAACCUCAAUCGCCGUACCCACAAACAUCUUCCAUCCCUACAGCUCCGCCACCACCGCCUAUGCAACCGGCUACCACUCAACCUUCGCAGUCGGCUCCCCCUCCACCUCCACUGCCCCCAGCAGCUUCUCAAUCAGGCUCUGCUCCUCCACCUCCUCCUCCCAUGCCUUCUGCACAGGCCACACCUGCUAACGACACCGCGGCAGCAACUCCUCCUCCUGGCGCCCAGCUCGACGGCAGAGACGCUUUGCUAGCCUCUAUCCGUAAUGCAGGUAUUGGCUCUCUGAGAAAAACAGACAAGUCGCAGCUUGAGAAGCCGAAUGUGCUGCUCCAGGAGGCCCGUGGCGAAGCGCCAAGCCAGCCUGCCUCUGCAGCUGCUCCCGGCCAACCAGCUUCGCUGGCAGACGCUCUUGCUGCUGCCCUCAGCAAUAGAAAGGCCAAGGUUGCAAACAGCGAUGACGAAGACGAGGGCGACUGGUGA
Ogataea haglerorum is the source of this 1848-nucleotide messenger RNA. RefSeq lists its product as uncharacterized. The record is from RefSeq and is a predicted model, not a curated record. Lineage: Eukaryota; Fungi; Ascomycota; Pichiomycetes; Pichiales; Pichiaceae. The coding region runs from base 1 to 1848 and encodes 615 amino acids. The transcript has a single exon. Gene Ontology annotation, molecular function: actin binding.